Molecule: messenger RNA, 492 nt
Organism: Myotis brandtii (Brandt's bat)
Lineage: Eukaryota; Metazoa; Chordata; Mammalia; Chiroptera; Vespertilionidae
Gene: CDRT4
Product: CMT1A duplicated region transcript 4
Exons: 2
Coding region: 1-489 (162 amino acids)
Source: RefSeq, a predicted model, not a curated record
AUGGUUCCUGAGAUAAGGAGGCAGCUUGUGGCCACAGAGGAACUCACCGAAAACAUUGGGCUUCCCCUGGAACUGCUGGAAAAACCAGACCCCUGGCCGGCCUGUGUCACAUAUACCUCCCCGAUGGUGCAAAGACUCAUUGAGAAAAGCAAAGCUAGAGAACUGGAAUACACGCAGACUCUGGAGGAAAGCCGAUGGACUCACAGGCAGAGCAGGACACCCAGCAUCGUCCAGCUGAAAAGAAAAAUGUCAUCCAAGACUUCUGGCAAAAUGGUGUUCAAGGACAUGAAGUCCGAGACCAUGUUGUCGGUGUGGAGUGAUUUUACGGCAUCGGCUGCAGGUCCCACCAUCACCCCAGAGACCAUACCCUUUCACAUGGAUUCCAGAGAAAGUCCCACUGCAAACUUUAACAAGAUCAUCUUCUCUCGAAAACCUCUGAUGAGGAUGCUUCCAUCAGCUCACUUCUGGCCAUCAAGGAGAAACAUUUAAAUG